Phlebotomus papatasi is the source of this 3575-nucleotide messenger RNA. RefSeq names its product protein cramped (gene crm). The transcript is spliced from 5 exons. Gene Ontology annotation, molecular function: chromatin binding. The coding region runs from base 571 to 3498 and encodes 975 amino acids. The record is from RefSeq and is a predicted model, not a curated record. Gene Ontology annotation, biological process: pattern specification process. Lineage: Eukaryota; Metazoa; Arthropoda; Insecta; Diptera; Psychodidae. Gene Ontology annotation, cellular component: nucleus.
AAAAUAUACACACAGGCCCCCAGAAACAAAAGUGAUCAAAAAAUUGCUGUUUGGCUGUAUUAAUUUAUUGCGCUAUUUAUGCUGAUUUAUUUGUUGAUUUUAUUUGUUUAUCACGUGUUCCAAUGUACAUUUUCCUGAGGAACAUGUUUCAACCGUGAUUUUAAGUGAUUUUCCGUGCUUUCCCCGCUAAGAUUGUCGUGGAAAAGUGCCCUAGAAAGUUGAUGGAAAAAUAAAUGAUGCCAAAUCCGCCAUCACAAAAACAAAAUUUAUAUGGGAAAAUUAUUGAUAGUUUUUUGACCUUUUGAGGCAUUGGACGGGGUCAUUGACUGCUGUGGAAACUUACCUGGGUCAUUGGCUACAAUCUCCGCAGGGUUUUGGGGAAGCCGGAUGGAGAGAAAGUGGUAAAAAGUGCUGAAGAAAUUUUGCUCUGUGGGAAAGUUGUCUUGCAAGAAGUGCGUCAAGAAUUUUUCUCAGUCGCCAUGUUGUGCAAAAGUAAAUUAAUUUCUUGCUAAAUCUUGUGAUUUCCCGGACUUGGGAAUAAGUGAAAAACAGUGGGGAAGAGUAGGGAAAAUGAAGACGGGGACAGAAAUCGCGAAAAAAGAUACUCCCGCGGUGGUGGAUGUGAAUGAGAAAGAGAAGAAGCAGGAAUCUACAAGUGAGGAUUCUGCCAAGAUCAAUGUGAAUGGAUUAAAGGUGAAGAUUGUGGACAAUGAGAGGAAACCAACACCAUCCAACUACAGCUAUCUCCUGCAGAUUGAGAAUCUACCUGGGACGGCGGGAGAGUUGCUGGGCAGUGUAACUUUCUCGCCAACUGGGGGUCCGGACAGUGGACAUGCUGUGCGCACAAGUGCCAGAGUCAUCCAAAAGAUGCGAAUGGACACAGCCAGACCCCCAACUCCGCCUCCACCAGAAAAGAAGGACAAGUCCAAGGAAGAGACUGUUGUUCCCAAACCAACUCCUCCUCCUCCUCGUAUCAAUCGACCUGUCUGGAGUAACAUGGAGAGGAAUAUAUUCUUCGAGGCUCUCAAUGAGUACGGUCGAGAUUUCGAUGCCAUCACACAUUUCAUGAAUCACAAGCUCAAGAGGAAGCAACCUCUGGAGCAGCCCAUGUACAAGAUGGUCCAGGUGCGUCAGCUGUACUACCAGACCUUCCACAAAAUCUCCAAGUACCUUAAAUUCUCAGACGAUGUUCGUAAAUAUGCCCAGGAGCUGUAUGCUCUGAUAAACUAUGGGGAGAUGCGUCGGAAGUUGAUAUUUGUGAAUGAGAAAGCUUGCAUGAAGCUGAGGGAGCUUGUUUAUCGUGGAUAUGUGACAAUUAGGGAAAAGGGCAAGAAUAUCCGGAUAAAGACACCAUCGUGUCGGGCUCUGAGGAAGCUCAAUCAGCUGGAAGAGUGGCAGGAGGAGAUUAAACUGCCACAGAGAGUGGAGGUGUCUCUGGUGCCGGCAAAUAUGGAAUCUUGGGGAAGGGUACAGAGUAUUGCCCAAAAUCCAAGGGUUAGAGCAUCAGUUCCGCUACAGAAGCGUGUUCUGAGUGUUCUGAAGUUGAUGCAGAACAAAUGGAGGAGUCAGGAGAUUAGAUUGUGCUCAAGAAAUGUCACCACUCAGUGCCAUAGCAGUGGCACAAAGUCCAAGACUUGCAAAUUGAUGCAGCAGCAUCAGCAGAAUGAACUGAAAGUCGAAUUGAUGAAUGCUGAAAAACUUCUGUGUUUUGCUCCACCGGCCAAAACUGUCAUUCACAGGCCAAUGGUCAAUCUCACAGAAUUCAGCAGUAGCUACAACAUCUGCCUGAAUUCCUAUGAAGAACGGAUUGGGGCAACAGUUCGGGGGGAAUCACUUUUUCCGGAAAAAUGGCAGACUCAUAGGGAAUUUGUGAGGGCACAGAAGCGUCAGAGGCAUGACAGUGGCAGUGACAAUAAAUCACCGGAUAUGAAGAAAUCCCGUGGUGGAACAGUUCAGACUACUUCAGAGUCAGAACCAUCUUCCUCGACAACAAUUAGCAUCCAGACUAUUGAUUUCUCAGUGAUUACCAAUAAUCAGGAUUCUAAUCUUCAGCCGUUGAUUGAACCUCAGGAUUUAGUGGAGGAGAAAAAAGUGCCCCAGGAGGAGUUGCCGGUGAAAGUUGAGUCUGCCCAACCUGCCUCCAAGACUGUCCAGGAAGUGACUGGUAACAAGAAGAAGAGGGAGCCAAAGUGGAAUCACAGGAAAGAUACUCCAACGACAAAUAGGAGCUUCACGAAGUCCUUUAAGCCACUGAUCAGCGAAGAGGUCGUGCGGAAGAUCAAGGAGGGCUGGACCGUUAAUAAUGUCUGUGACAUGACUUUUGGGGAUCUCUACGUGAUGUUCGGGAGUGACUUUAAGAUUACACUCGAAUACCGAUGGGUGGAUCCUCCGCCAAAGGUGGAAUCCACUGAUAAUCCAACGGGACAGGAGGGAACUGAUAUUACUGCAGCUUCUGUGGAAAGCCACUCAGGUGGUCCGGUGAAGAUGGAACCUCUGGAAAGUGAAGAUUUUAGUAAGUUGAUGACGGAGAAACCCUGUCUUCCGGGCGAUAGAGAGACAGAGACUCUACUUGGCAGGAAACUGAGUCAGUUGCUGUUGAUCUCAAGUAUGAUGGACAGAACGGGACGUCGGAGGACAACAUGUAGUUGUGGUCACAUUUGCGACAAGAGCUUCAAGGUGAGGGAGAGCGACAGCAAAUUGUUCAGCAAUGAUGGGGCUCUGUUCAAGCAUCCGGUGGUGCCUCCGAGGAAUUUCCCAGAUUCUUACAGGUACAUCAAUGUGAUGCGCAACAAUAGGGCUUUUCGGUGGCUCAAGCCAAGAUCCCAUCGAAGUGCUUUCCCUUCGCGCCAAGUUGUCGUUCAGAGGAUUCUGCCACUGCAGCCGGGAGUAAAGCCCAGCUAUGUUACUGCCAGUGUGGACUAUGAGGAGCCCCCAUCGCCUCCCUCAGUGUCAACUUCUGCUCAGACCACAAAGUCAAAGUUCACGAGUGUCACUGCAAAGACUUCUACUCCAACUGCCACAGUCACUUCCAAGACAGCUCAACAGAAGGCGGAGAUGCCCAGGAUUGCGGAGACAUCACAGACAAAGGCUGAGGAAGCGGAGAAGAAGGAAGAGAAGGAGGUAGAGACGAUUGCUGAAGAAGUGCUGAAGGAAGAGGCAACGGAAGAGGAUGAUUUCAAUAUUGAGGACAAUCCGGCCAUCAGGAGCAUCAUGGAACUCUCACUGCCUUCCCUGAGGUUCGGAGAUAAUGACGACAGCAGACUUAUGGGGGAUGGCUUUAUCCCUUCGGCCACUCCUCCCAUGAGCCCCAUGCGAAUGGUUCGAGAAUCGAGUGAUAGCAAGUGGCUGGAGGAGAAUAUGCACGACUACAGCUUUAGCAGCCUCCUGGGGCAUCUGGACUCACAUCUUGAGUCUGGCUGCCGUACAAAUCGUCCUCCUGCCACUCAAGAGGAGAAUCACAUGGACUCCAGCAUGGAUUACAUGUACAAAUUCGCAUGAGGACAUGGGAAUAUGUGUCUCUUUCUUUUGACGAAUUCAACAGUUUCUUAAUAAAUGAGAUAGUUUUGAGGAGAAAA